GUGUUAUCAGAACGUUUCAGAAAAAACAUUAAAAUGGAGGGUCAUUCCAUUGAUGGAGAUUAUUUUUCCUAUGAAGGAGGGGUUGGUGAAUUACCCGAUAAAAAAAGAAUAGAAGAAGUCAGAAAACAAGAAGAGAAAGCAAAACAACAAAACAAAGAAAUUAGGGAAAAAGUCGAAAAAGAAGGCUGUCCUCCUGAAAAUCAUUCUUUUCAUUUUACAGAAGUUGACAAAAACUCUUCCAAAAUCCAAGAAAUCACUGGUAAAGAAAGCAAGGAAAAGGCAAAAGUUGAAAAUCCCUCUAAUUCUGAUAAACGAGAACGCCAAAUAGAAAAAGAAACUAACCAACAAAAUCAAACUCAAAAAUUAGACAGUAAAGAUAACGAUAGCAAGAAUAUUUAUUAUGGAAUAGGUGCAGUUUCUUUAACUCUGUUGGUGAUAAGUGCGGCAAGAUGGUUUGACCGAAUAACAGUUAAUUUGAGUAGUUAUUUUACUGCUUUUUGUUCUAAUAAUUUGGAUAUUGGUAGAAGGAAGGAGAAAGUGAAUCAAUUAGAAUAUAUUAAAAAGGCCGGACAAGCCGUCAGCAACAUUUUAAAGAGGCUAAAAAAAGAAAUAAAACCUGGUGUCUCGGGGAAAGAUUUGGAUAAAUUAGCCCGGCAAUUAAUGUUAAAUAAAGCAUAG
Messenger RNA from Funneliformis geosporum, 678 nucleotides. NCBI's taxonomy places the organism in Eukaryota, Fungi, Glomeromycota, Glomeromycetes, Glomerales, Glomeraceae. The record is from the annotation of a GenBank genome assembly.